AUGGAGACCGUAGUGUUGAUUGUGGGUGCUGGACCGGCCGGUUUGGCAACAUCGGUUUGUUUAAACCAACACUCAAUCCCAAACGUGAUCCUCGAGAAAGAAGACAUCUAUGCAUCACUUUGGAAGAAACGAGCUUACGAUCGUCUCAAGCUUCACCUAGCCAAAAACUUUUGCCAGCUACCUUACAUGCCUCACGGUCCCGAUGUUCCAACCUUUAUGUCCAAAGAUCUUUUCAUCAAAUACCUUGACGCUUAUGUCACCCAUUUUGACAUAAACCCUAGAUACAACCGAACCGUGAAGUUCUCAACGUUUGAGGUGUCCAAUGACAAGUGGAGGGUAGAGGCAGAAAACAAUGUAACAGGAGAAACCGAGGUGUAUUGGUCAGAUUUUCUGGUGGUUGCUACAGGAGAGAACGGAGAUGGGAAUAUUCCGGCCAGACAUGUAUUGACCAAGGAAGAGGUAUACGUAGGAAUGUCACUGUUGAAGUACUGUUCGGUGACAAUGGUUGACGCAUUGGUGAUGAUGAUGGCUUCAACAAGAUUAUUUAUGUACGGAGAUCUCUCCAAGUACGGGCUCUUCCGACCAAAACAAGGUCCUUUCGCCACUAAACUCUUUACUGGAAAAGCUCCUGUCAUCGAUGUUGGAACUAUCAAAAAGAUUCUCGAAGGCGAGAUUCAGGUUAUUAAUGGAGGCAUUAGAAGCAUCCAAGGGAAGACUUUGACGUUUGAAAAUGGACUGAAACAAGACUUCGAUGCAAUUGUGUUUGCGACUGGUUACAAAAGCUCUGUCUGCAAUUGGUUAAAGAACUACGAGUACAUGAUGAAGGAAGAUGGUUUCCCCAAAAAACCAAUGCCGAAGCAUUGGAAAGGAGAAAAGAAUCUAUAUUGUGCUGGAUUUUCUAGGAAGGGAAUUGCCGGAGCCGCCCAAGAUGCUAUGUAUGUUGCCGAAGACAUCAGAUCCAUCUUGGCAACUACCAAAUAUUGA
This is a messenger RNA of Eruca vesicaria subsp. sativa (arugula), 984 nucleotides long. The record is from the annotation of a GenBank genome assembly. NCBI's taxonomy places the organism in Eukaryota, Viridiplantae, Streptophyta, Magnoliopsida, Brassicales, Brassicaceae.